Messenger RNA from Lachancea dasiensis, 2673 nucleotides. Lineage: Eukaryota; Fungi; Ascomycota; Saccharomycetes; Saccharomycetales; Saccharomycetaceae. The record is from the annotation of a GenBank genome assembly.
AUGGCUACUAGGUGUUUACAGUUCAAGCCAAAGGUGACGCGUAGUAUGGCUACAAGAGUAAAUCUUACGCCGGCUCAAAAACUCGCCUCGUCCUCGGGGAAUACACAUCACUAUGCACUGAAACAGGUUAUCGGAAAGGGUGCCUACGGGAUAGUAUAUCGCGCGAUGAACAGACAAACUGGUAAGCAGGUCGCUAUAAAAGUCAUAGAAUAUGAAGAAGAGGAGGAGCUGAAUGAACAUAUGUUAGAGAUAGAUUUGCUUAAGAAUCUGAAGCAUGAGAACAUUGUUAAAUAUCACGGAUUUAUUCAAAAGUCCCAUCAACUGUUCAUUUUACUUGCGUACUGCUCUCAGGGCUCCCUGAGAGAUUUGAUCAAAAGAGGCCCAGUGGAAGAAAUGGAAUGCAAAACCUACAUCAAGCAAACUCUUUGUGGCCUGCAAUAUCUGCACGAGCAGGGUGUCAUUCAUAGAGAUAUCAAGGCUGCCAACUUGUUGCUGGAUGGCCACAAUGUCGUCAAACUAGCGGACUUUGGUGUGUCAACAAGAGUCAACAGUAUGGCGAUGACUUAUGCUGGCUCCCCUAAUUGGAUGGCCCCUGAAGUGAUGAUGGGGCAGGGUGCCUCCACAGUAAGUGACAUUUGGUCUUUGGGUGCUACGGUGGUGGAGAUAUUAACUGGUAACCCGCCAUUUCACAAUUUGCUCAAUGAAGCAGCCUGUUAUGCCAUAGUGCAUGAUGAGUAUCUACCACCAAAAUAUCUAUCUUCCAGAUGCCGAAAGUUCAUACGAACGUGCUUUCAAAAAAACGUUUUCCAAAGAGCAACCGCCCAGGAAUUGCUGACCCAUGAAUGGAUAAGUGAAACUCAAAAGCCAGCUCUGGAAAAAUUCAAAGAAGAAGAAGAAGGAGAGGACUGGCGGCACGAGUUCCUGGAGGUCGACGUUUCUCCCUUCAAGGGCCAUGACACAAAAAGUGGCCAUCACAGCCUUCUGCAGCUACGGCAAAAUAGUGAAAUCUGCAAUCCCUAUUUGAUAUACGGAGAAUGUGAUAUGUACAGCAUAGCGUCGUGUUUGGUUGAUCUGUGCAGGCACGGUCAAUUGCAACAUAUUGGCGAUAUGUUUGCGUAUGACGCCCAAUCUAGGGCAGGUGAGUGCAAAGAAUUGUUCAUUCGUAUAGGUGGCAUUUCCGCGUUGCUGUGUCAUAUUGGUCCUAGCGAAUCCUUAAUCAGCCAAUACUUUCUAGAUCAUACUAGCGACCUCAUAAAGUGCGGGAUACUUCAGUACUGUGAUUCUAUUACUGACUAUAAGCUGCUUAUUUCAUUGGCUAUAGGGUAUGGGAAGAUUUUGGAUCAUAAGGAUUGGUGUAACUGGUGUUCAAAGUUGGUCAAUAUUGAGGAUGCUAUACUGAGGGGUCUGGCGGCGGAUAACAAAUUAGCACAUGAAAUGUUAAUUUCCCUUUCAGGAGCAGAUAGCUUUGAAAUUGGAAAGGAAUUGAUUAGGGCCUUGAUGAGCUUGCCCUUAAGAAGCAACAGCAGAUUGAGAUAUACUGUUUUCAAGAGUCUCAAUAUUUUUCUGGAAAGAAAAAGUAUCGCCAACUCAGACAUGGGAUACGCAGAAGGCGAGUUUCAUUCUACACCUCAAUUAUCAUCUCGUCCGUCAAGUAUACAACUUGCUAAUGUUCCUGUGUACGUGGAGCGUACAUUCUUUCCCAACGGGUUUGUAGAUUGGCUCCUCAAAUUCACGCCUGAGUCCAUCGAUGAUCCAAGACUAGUCAAAAAUUUCGUUGAGCUCUGUUUCAACGUAGGUCACCUCGACCGCGUUGUCCUCGGUGAGAUUGUAGAGCACGGCGGAUUUUUACGGCUGUCUCAGCAACUAAUCCAGCAACUAGGACGCGAUUGGCGAUCAAAAUACACACGAUCAAUAUUGUCCAUUGCAUUGAACCUAUGCACGGAGUUAUCUCAAGAACUUAUCGCAAGCUACCUACCAAUUGCGAUUGACAUUUCUCUGAGAUUUCUGCGAAUCUCAGAUUUCGUUACCGGAGGAACCGAAGUCUUGCUGCAUUGCUUUCUAUUCGCUAUGCGGGAAAAUUACAACAUUACGGAGAACUCCGAAAGCAUUCUGAUUCAUUGCAAUACCAGUGUAAUUCAGGUACCUCGAGCGGCUCUCUUGCAUACCUUUUACUCGGAGGAGCCCAAGUUUGGUAAUUAUAUCACGAAGUUUGCAAAACUAUGUGCAUUACCGCCCUGUAAAUCCCUAGCCUGUGAUAUCGUUUCUCACCCGCAAUUCAUGAAGAAGACCCAGUCACUUUUCGAUGUCUAUCGCGGUAGUUUGAUCAUACAGAUCGACUUUCUAAAAUUCCUAAAAUUAAUUCUCACUCGCUAUGUCGAGUUUACACCCCUUCAGCCAACCAACAAAAAUAUUCCCACAGAAGCACUAAUUACCUCUGCGAUAAAACAACCAGUAACUUUUCCUACUGGCACCGAGGUCCUUCGUGCUGUAGUAGAUUUCCUUUUGUCAAAUUGGAGUCCCAACAAUUUGCGUCCAAAUCAAGUUGGAUCGGAUUCUGUGUUGAUAAAGCAGCUAUGUCAUGAUAUUGAGCUGCUGGUAACAACAAAGCCGCGCUCUCUAUCGAAGCGAUCCAAUGGGCAUAGCUUCGUAAUACCGACGCUACAGUCGAUCUGA